Molecule: messenger RNA, 2633 nt
Organism: Danio rerio (zebrafish)
Lineage: Eukaryota; Metazoa; Chordata; Actinopteri; Cypriniformes; Danionidae
Source: RefSeq, a predicted model, not a curated record
CCUUCUGUGACACCUGUAUCUAGUACUAUAAAUCCAACAACAUCCCCUGAUCAGACGUCUGGACCUGGGACAACUCCAGUGUGCGAGUGCAGAGACGUGAUGCGGAAUCAAAGCUGGGGGUGCGGAGAAACGUGGAGAGAAAAUUGCGCCGAUAAAACCUGUGUGGCCGGAGUGAUAGAGGUAAAAGCCAUCAGCUGUCCCACAUCCCAAAUCAGAACGGACUGCCCCAGAAACAUGAUGUCGUUGGUCAGAGAUGAAGAGACUUGCUGCGAGAGCUGGAAAUGUGACUGCCAGUGUCAGGUUUAUGGAGACCCGCACUACAUCUCCUUCCAGGGCACAACCUUCGACUUCAUGGAGAACUGCACCUACACUCUAGUGGAGGAGCAACUCCUGAACCAAAGAUUAAGCAUUACUGUAGACAACUACUACUGCCUUCCGGAAAUCGAUGACUCCUGUUCCAGGGGAAUAACUCUAAACUACUGGAAUGAUGUUGUCACACUUAUGGUGACAGAGGAGUACACUGUGGAGUGUUCUUUAAACCAGGAGGUUAUCAUUCCACCGUAUGAAGAUCAGGUCUUCAGGUUUGAAAGCAGUGGUAGCGAGGUCUACAUCUACAUCAAACCUAUCCGUUCCUAUGUCUCUCUUACUCCUUUCAACAGUCUGACAAUCAGCCUGGCAGAAGAGUACUUCCAAAACAACACCCAAGGACAGUGUGGUGUUUGUGGUGGACCUUCAUGCAUGCGAAGGGAUGGUGUAGUUGAGGAAGACACCUGCUGCGAUAAGACUGCGUACGACUGGGUUGUAGAAGACCCUGAGAAGUCUUAUUGCAAAUCUGUGCCCACCAACAUUCCCUGUGUCCCCCCAACACCUCCACCUUCCACAAGCACAAGCAUGCCUCAUCCACCUUCCACAAGCAUGCCUCCACCUCCACCUCCCUGCAAUCCUACGAUAUGUGAUCUCCUGCAUCACGAAGUGUUUGAGGAGUGUGCUGGAAGGAUCGAUCUUACGUUCGUGGAGAAGAAUUGUCAAUAUGACUACUGCGCGUACAACAGAUCUGUGGGAGCCUGUUCCUCUCUGGAGUACGCCGCCUCAGAGUGCAAGAAGAUCGGUGUUUGUGUGGACUGGAGAGGCCUUACCAAUGGUUCCUGUGAGAUCAGAUGUCCUGGCGCAAUGGUGUACGAUGAGUGUCGCCAGUCUCCGAAUGAUGUCUGUCGAUCCGGGAUUCAAGUGCCUGCAACCGCUGUGGCUGGUCUGAGGUCAGGCUGCUUUUGUCCUGAAGGCCAGAUGCUCGCAGAGGAGCACAAGCAAAUCUGCGUGUCUCAUUGCACGAAUUGUAAAGGGCCACUGGGUGAGCCUAUGCCGGUGGGUGCAGUGUGGGAAUCAAACUGUCACAUAUGCACAUGCAAUAACCAGACCAGAACUGAAGAGUGCCGACCCAAACCUCCAGGACCCACUCCAGUGUGUGGCGCCUACUCCAGCCUGACCUCUGACUGCUGUGGAAACCAGAUCUGCGUUGAGAAGAUUUGCGAGUACAAUGGAAAGACGUACAAGGUGGGAGAUCGCUGGACAGACCCCUCUCAUCCGUGUGAGUCUUUCAGCUGCAGUCAAACAGGAACCGAAGUCGAGAAAACCGUGUGUCCAUUGCAAAGCUGUGCUGAGGAUUCACGAGUGUGGGAUGAACAUCAUUGCUGCUACUCAUGUAACGUAACAUGUUCUGUCAGGAUGACCAGGGUAAAUCUGACCAUCUCGAACUGCACACAGGAGGUUGAACUGGCCAGUUGUGAAGGACAGUGUGAGACCCAAAACAGAUGGGUUCCCACUAACGGGACGCUGCAGCUCGACCAGACACAUCAGCUCUGUGAGGAAACGGCUUCUGAGAUGAGAGAAAUCCUGCUGAACUGCGGUAAAAACUCCCAGAGUCGCUUCACAUACAGACACGCCACACGCUGCCAAUGCGGAGCCAAGCGUUAGCUUCACCUGUGUUAGUUAUCCACUAGUCAACUUUGAUGUGUGCGUGUUGUUUAUGUGAUAUCAAUAACGAAAUGCUGAACGUGUGGGAUGAUUUUAGUUUCAGAUUAAAUCUAUUAAACUGUACUUUAAAUGGAUGUAACAUUAUUCGCGUAUUAGCCAAACUGUAAAUGAUUCUGAUGAACGACACACGUUGUAUUAAUAAUGAUUAUUUCUGUAGCACUUCAGCUUAAGUAGCAAUUCUCACUAUUAACUAGUGGAUUAUUACUCGCUUAUUAUGAAGAUGUUUAUAAGCACUUGUAAAGUAUGGUCUUGUUUUACAUCCCUAAUACCUAAUAACCAUAAUAAGCAGAUAAUUAAGCAGAAAAUAGUAAUUUAUUGAGCUAAAAGUCUUAGUUAGUGGAUUAUUAAGAGCGGGAAUUGUUCCUUAAAAUGAAGUGUGACCAAAUAUGUGUAUUGAUUCAAGGAUUUCUGUAACCUGACAUCAGGUGUCCUCAGGUGUUUGUAAUCCACUUUAUGGAUUUGGUUUAAUUUUUGUAUUAUUAUAUUUUUUAUGAUGAUAAUUUGAUUUGAAAUCAAUCAUUAUAGCACAUUUUUGAAACAUGUUUGCUUUUAUAUGAUCUUCUUACGAAUAAAACACAACACAAACUGUUUGAAAAAAGCUA